AUGGCCACACUCGAACAUGAUAACCGCCCUCGGGUGGACGGUUAUGUGCAGCCUCAGAUGUCGAAAAAACCGCCGUUCUCGGUAGACGCUUCCGGCUACGAGAAGAAAGAGGGUGAAACGAUCCCUCGGCGGAAUCCUAUGGCAAAGGACAAGCUCAUCGUCCAGCCUUCGGAUGAUGUCAAAACCAUCUUUGACAACCUCAAACGAGCAGCCUCCAAGUUUGGAAAUGCAAAGGCCAUUGGCACGAGGAAGAUCAUCAAGACGCACACAGAAGUCAAGAAGGUCAAGAAGAUAGUUGAUGGUCAAGAACAAGAGGUCGACAAGAAAUGGACAUACUUUGAGCUCAGUGGCUACGAGUAUAUGAGCUUCAUCGAAUAUGAAAAGCUGGCGCUCGACUGUGGUUCGGCUCUGGCGCAUCUCGGGAUCUCGAAAGAGAACAAAAUGCAUCUAUAUGGAGCGACCAGUGCCCACUGGCUUGGAAUGUCGCACGCUGCUGCCUCGCAGUCGAUUCCCAUCGUGACCGCGUACGACUCGCUGGGGGAAGAAGGACUGAGACAUUCUUUGGCGCAGACCGGCUCCGUCGCCAUCUUCCUCGACCCUAAUCUCAUCCCCACCUUGAUCAGUGUAUUGAAGGAUGCGGAGAACCUGAAGACUAUCAUCUACAACACAGAACCCGAAGUGAAGCAGGCUGAUCUCGACAAGCUGAAGUCGACCAACCCCGAUCUAAGAGUAUUGAGCUUUGAUGAGCUGAGAAAGCUAGGCGCGGACAAUCCGGCGGAUCCUGUGCCUCCGUCCCCUGAGGAUUUGGCUUGCAUCAUGUACACGUCUGGUUCUACAGGUCCGCCAAAGGGUGUCACAAUCAAACACAAGGCUGUUGUUGCUGCGAUGGCUGGUGUACAGAGUAUUGUUGCGCCAUAUAUCUCACCAGCCGAUGCACUGCUCACCUACCUACCUCAAUCGCACAUUUUUGAGUACAUGUUCGAAAAUGUGUGCUUGUUUUGGGGCGGCACCAUGGGCUACGGCAACCCGAAGACUCUCUCUGACACCUCUGUUCGGAACUGCAAGGGAGAUAUUCGUGAAUUUCGACCCACAAUUCUGAUUGGUGUGCCUGCUGUAUGGGAGAGUGUGAAGAAGGGCAUCUUAGCAAAGGUCAAUGCUGGCUCAUUCGUGGUCCGGAACAUGUUCUGGGGUGCAAUGUCCCUGAAGCAAAUGCUUCUCUCCUCACGCAUGCCCGGCGCUGGCAUUUUGGACGCGGUUGUCUUCAAGAAACUGAAGGAUGCUACCGGCGGACGCCUCCGUAUCGCUUUCAACGGCGGUGGCCCGAUUUCGGAAGAAACCAUCAAGUUCAUCAGCUACGCUGUGACGCCCAUGAUUUCUGGAUAUGGUCUCACCGAAACGUCCGCCAUGGGUUGUAUCCAAGAUCCUCUGGCGUGGGAUCCGCACGCUUUGGGCGAUAUCCCAGGAUGUAUCGAAAUCAAGCUGGUUGACUUCCCCGAUGCAGGGUACUUCUCGACGAACAAGCCUCCUCAGGGCGAAAUUUGGAUCCGUGGACCGGCGGUGACCGAGGGCUACUGGGACAACGAGCAGGAGACCAAAGAGGCAUUCACCGACGACCAUUGGUUCAAGACCGGCGAUAUCGGGGAGUUCAAUGCUAACGGCCACCUGCGCAUCAUUGAUCGGAAGAAGAACUUGGUCAAGACGCUCAACGGUGAAUACAUUGCCCUCGAGAAACUCGAGUCCUCCUACCGAACGGCGCCCGUUGUGGGGAACAUUUGCGUCUUUGCCGCUCAGGACAAGGCUAAGCCGAUUGCGAUCAUCGUGCCGGUCGAGGCGGCUCUUCAAAAAAUCGCAACUGCCAACGGCAUCAAAGGAGAGUCACUGGAGGAGAUGGUGCAUGAUGAGAAGCUCAAUGGCGUCGUGCUGAAAGAAGUACAGAAGGCAGGCCGUGAAUCAGGUCUUGCAGGCAUCGAAAUCAUUGACGGUAUUGUCAUGUCUGAUGAGGAAUGGACCCCUCAAAACGGUUUCAUCUCGCCCGCCCAAAAGGUCCAGAGAAAGAAGAUUCAGCAACGAUACGAGAAAGAGAUCAAGAAGGCCUACGGUGGCUAA
Messenger RNA from Cladophialophora yegresii CBS 114405, 2106 nucleotides. Its product is annotated as long-chain acyl-CoA synthetase. Gene Ontology annotation, cellular component: plasma membrane; lipid droplet; endoplasmic reticulum. Gene Ontology annotation, molecular function: long-chain fatty acid-CoA ligase activity. Gene Ontology annotation, biological process: long-chain fatty-acyl-CoA metabolic process; long-chain fatty acid metabolic process. Bases 1 to 2106 code for a protein of 701 amino acids. The record is from RefSeq and is a predicted model, not a curated record. Lineage: Eukaryota; Fungi; Ascomycota; Eurotiomycetes; Chaetothyriales; Herpotrichiellaceae. The transcript has 3 exons.